This is a messenger RNA of Octopus sinensis (East Asian common octopus), 1141 nucleotides long. RefSeq names its product putative zinc finger protein 56. The record is from RefSeq and is a predicted model, not a curated record. The transcript has 3 exons. Gene Ontology annotation, biological process: regulation of transcription by RNA polymerase II. Gene Ontology annotation, molecular function: RNA polymerase II cis-regulatory region sequence-specific DNA binding; DNA-binding transcription factor activity, RNA polymerase II-specific. NCBI's taxonomy places the organism in Eukaryota, Metazoa, Mollusca, Cephalopoda, Octopoda, Octopodidae. Bases 605 to 1141 code for a protein of 178 amino acids.
CAAUGUCAACAAAGAGGAUUGUCUCCCUUUGGCUACCGUUCACCGGUGAACCUGUCAUUCUUAAUGUUCUAACAGGCCAGAAGGAAUUUCCUGAAAUAUAAGCAUGAUCCGAAGAUCUCCGUUCUGGAGUUAAGGAUGUUCCCUGAGUUGAGGGAGUCCUUUAGGAUCCUCACCCUUUCCGCUAUGCUUAAUUUACAGCGCAUGGUCCCGUUUAAGCAGGUAUCGCCAUAAAGCUAUGUCCUUUAUGAACGUGAACCCUAAGAGUAUUGGAUGACAUUGGCAUAAAAGAAUUUUUACUUUAGCUGCAUCAUCAAUAAAAGACCAAAGAAUAUUAAACAGAGUGGAAAAUAAGGCUGUGAGAAUUACAGUGAAAUAUUUCCUCUGUGAGACAUUAUUAGUAACAUUUUUCUACUUGACUGUGAAGAAUUUGAACAAGAGAAUUUUAUUUUCCUUAGACUUGAACAGAUUUACAAAGUAGUUCUCAAUAUCUUCAGAUAGUAAUGAAGGUCACAAUUGAUGGAAAUAUAAUAGUAAAAUAUUUGAUAGAAAUAAAGUAUGAAAAUGAAAAGCUGUAUUUUGUAAUAAAAGAAGGAAAAUAUGGAAAAUGAAUAAUGUGACAACUAAGAUAACUGUAAAAAUCACUCAAAGAAGGAUUGAUUUUCCUGAGGAGAUGCAGAAAGAGAUAAGGAAAACAUCAUAUCACUGUGAUAUCUGUAAAAAGUCCUUCUCCCAAAAAAGUAACCUUACAACUCAUAAACGUAUCCAUACAGGAGAGAAACCAUAUCACUGUGAUAUCUGUGGUCAGUCAUUUUCUAGAGGAAGUGUCUUAGAUAUUCACAAACGUGUUCAUACAGGAGUGAAACCAUAUCACUGUGAUGACUGUGAUAUAUCAUUCUCACAGAAAAGUCACUUAACUAUUCACAGACGUGUUCAUACGGGAGAGAAACCAUACCACUGUAAUAACUGUGGUAAAUCAUUCUCUCAAAGAAGUCACUUCACUAUUCACAAACGUAUUCAUACAGGAGAGAAGCCAUAUCACUGUGAUGUCUGUGGUAAAUCUUUCUCUGAUGGGAAAAUGUAUUCUAAUGACAAAACUUCCAUUUUAGGUUCAGGAAAUACUCUAUAUCUGACCUAUCACUGA